Molecule: messenger RNA, 680 nt
Organism: Sinocyclocheilus grahami
Lineage: Eukaryota; Metazoa; Chordata; Actinopteri; Cypriniformes; Cyprinidae
Product: C-C motif chemokine 28-like
Exons: 3
Coding region: 10-399 (129 amino acids)
Biological process (GO): immune response
Cellular component (GO): extracellular region
Molecular function (GO): chemokine activity
Source: RefSeq, a predicted model, not a curated record
CUGGAGCAGAUGAUCAUGUGUGGCUCUGAUAGGAGGAGUUUAACGGCUCGUAUAAGAGUGUGUAUCCGACUCUCAGAUCCCACAGGAUGCACAGCCCAUCUCACUGAUCUUCAGAUGGAGCUCAUAGUGUUUGGGAUUUUACUCUCCGUCACCUUCAGCACCGUUCAAGGCAUCACACCCAAAUGUUGCGUUGAAAUGACUAAGAUGUUUCCGCUUGAGAUCCUGCGGAAAGUGACUAAAUAUGAGGUGCAGACGAACCACGGCGUCUGCACCAUCAACGCGCUCGUACUCCACGUCAAAGACAAGCGAUACUGCGCGACGCCCAGACUCGAGCGAAUCCUGCAGAACUUACUGAAGCUGAAGUCACGGCACAGCAUGAAAAACACCUCUGCUGUUUGAACACAUGAGAUCCGGACAAACAUCUGUCACUCCACUCUUUCAGAAAACAUUUACUCAUUGCAUGUUUUUCUACAUCUUCAAAUGAAUUCAUUGAUCUUGCAUAUAGCUUCUGCAUUUUGUACACAUUUUGUUUAAAGCUUUUUUUUUUUUGAUAACUGCUUUCUUACAAAAAAAAGUUUUUUCAGAUUAAUUUUUUUUAUACGUUUUAUUGGUUUAUGUAUUAUGUUUGUAGUGCUUUAUAGAAAGGCACAAAUCAAAAUUAUUGCUUCAAGGUGAAAAGU